This is a messenger RNA of Pseudo-nitzschia multistriata, 1985 nucleotides long. NCBI's taxonomy places the organism in Eukaryota, Bacillariophyta, Bacillariophyceae, Bacillariales, Bacillariaceae. The record is from the annotation of a GenBank genome assembly.
CUGAGUUUGUUCAGUUCCCCCCCUGCACUAUUCGUUGUCGCGUCCCCGUAGCAAAAGCCAGACUCCUCCUCCCCGAUCACGCCUUCAAACGAUAGCGCACCGGCGAGACCACAUCGAUACUCCCCGCAACAGUGGAUCGCAAACCAAAAUUACCAAUAUGAGACUGCAAUUCAGCCUCUUGGCCGUCGGCGCUCUGUCGGCGAUCCUGGACCACAGCGUCGUUUCCGCCCUCUCCGUCGACAGCAAGAGCCUCCGAACGUCCCAGAACCGACUCUUUCAGCCCCAUGCCGGCAUCGCGCCCUCGACCUUGAGCCAGAAGGCCGUCACAAAGGCCUCGGGAAGCAGCAGCCAAUUUAUGAAUUAUGCCACCGUGCGAGAGCCCAUUCGAAUGCCCAGCACGACCCCGAUGGUGCCAUGGAAGGUACGUUCCACGACGCACGUCCAGCGGCGGUUUCGGCUCGCCGGGCGACGCCGGAGCCGGUGCCUUCCGGACCUGCACGAAUCGGACGCCGGAUGCCUUUUCUAUCGGGUAGAGGGAGGAAGAAACUUCGCUUGCAAACUACACUUGCAUACAUCAUCAUACAAACCCUAUCUGUCGUUCUGGUCUCUGCCCGUGUCUCACUUUUUCCGUUCUGUACACUCUUCUUCUCUCGAUCUUCUCCUCUCUAUCACAACCGUGCUUUUUACUGGACUCCACCCUGCUGUGUCUCAUCGAAACUGAAUGAUCGGUUUUGCUUUUUUAAAUCCAAACGUGAUCGUUGCGAUCUGAAAUUAUCUGUCGUCUUUGACUUACUGAUGGACUGUUUCUGGCCCUGAUUCACGGGAUACGUCAAAACGCAAAAAACAAACAAACGAACGACCGGUCGAUCGAUCGGUCGACCCAUACAUUGAACAAAAAACGCGAAUGGCGUUGCGAAUCUACCAUUGCAGCCUCCGAAUUCCGAUCGGGCACAAAUGGUGGACAUCAACUCCGCCAUGUACCGGGACGGAACCUUGAUGAUCUCCAGAUUCAUUGACGAGGAGGCGGCGAACGAAAUUAUCGCCAUCCUUCUGUGGAUGAGAAGCGAAUCUUCAAUCCCCAGCAUCUCUCUCUACUUCAACGUUCCAGGUGGGUUGUUGCGUCCGGCACUCGCCAUUUACGAUUUGAUCCAGCAGACCAAGGAACAGGGCGUCGAAAUCGAAACAUGCAACCUCGGACUCUGCACCGGCAUGGGAUCAUUCUUGUGUGCGGCGGGAACGAAAGGAAUGCGAAGAGCCAUGCCCAAUUCUCGGUUCUUGUUGCAGCGCAUGGGACUCGACAAACCGGUGCGGGGACAAGCGACCGAUAUUGUGCUGGAGGUGAAAAACAUCAAAAUGUGGAACGACCGGUGCGAAAAGGAGCUCGCCAAGCUGACGGGCCAGCCCGUGGAACGGAUCCAGGAGGACCUGAAGAGAGACUUUUACCUGAGCUCCGACGAGGCCGUUCAAUACGGAUUGAUAGACGAGGUGCUGAUGCCGGCUCCCGCGAGACGGGCCGCGAGCAAAGAGUUUGCCGCUCUGGGUGCCUUUGAGGGCGAGGAAGAACAAAAGUACCAGGGCCGAGAAGCCGCCGAGGGCGGUGGUUGGGGCAGCCAACAACAGGCAUCGCCGAACAAGAAAGACGACGACGACGAUGGUCCAAAGAUCGCAAAGGGAUAAGGAAGGAAAGUGGCGCGUCAAAGAGAAACGUCGCUAGAAUAGCAAGCUUAUUUCUAGAGGCGCCUUUUGUUGCAAAAUACUAUUGUGCUACCGAUGUAUUCUUCGAUCGUCUGCCCGUGCUUGGUGUUGAAACUGUGGGGAAUCACCCGAACAAAAUCACCGAGGCUGGUGUUGUAUUGAAACACGAUGCAUGUACAUUGGCCUGCGCUAUCAUACUUCGGUUCUUGGUUUAUAUUUAUGUAGUGCUGUAUCUAUUUCCUUGCGUGCAUACCAUUCACGGUUUUCGACCCCCUCAGUAUAGAGUGGCC